Solanum tuberosum (potato) is the source of this 829-nucleotide messenger RNA. RefSeq lists its product as uncharacterized. The transcript has a single exon. The coding region runs from base 97 to 555 and encodes 152 amino acids. The record is from RefSeq and is a predicted model, not a curated record. NCBI's taxonomy places the organism in Eukaryota, Viridiplantae, Streptophyta, Magnoliopsida, Solanales, Solanaceae.
CCUCACCACUCUUCUCUUUUCUCACUCGCCGUUCAGUCUUUUCAAACAACAAUUAAAUUACUAUAUCUCUUUCCUUUUCUCCAAUUCAUAUACAUAAUGGGCAUUAUAUGCAGUUCAUACGAAUCCACAUCAGUAGCCACAGCCAAAUUAAUACUUCACGAUGGAAGAUUACAAGAGUUUUCAUAUCCAAUUAAAGCUUCUUUCUUAUUACAAAACGACCCUACAAUCUUCAUUUGUAACUCCGACGAAAUGGAUUUUGGAAACGUCGUUUGCGCCGUAAAAGCCGAAGAAGAGCUUCAGCUUGGUCAGCUAUAUUUUGCCUUACCUUUGAGCCAACUAAAACAUAAGCUGAAAGCUGAAGAAAUGGCUGCAUUAGCUGUCAAGGCUAGCUCUGCAUUAAACCAUAGCAGUAGUAGUGGUGAAAAAUUUAUAGUAUUUGAAAAAAGUGGUCCCAAUUUUUCAAAAAAAAUGGUGGAUGUCAAUAAUGAUCCUACUCCUAAAGGGAAUGGCAGGAGAAAGAAGUUCACCGCGAAGUUGAGUUCAAUAAAUGAGUAGCCUAUCUCAACUAUUAUAUUGCAUUGAUUAUUUUCCAUCAACACAUGUAUUAUUAGAGAAUUUUGCGUAUCAAGGCUUAGUUAGAUAGUAGGUAGUAUUUUUUUUUCCGUCUUUGUUUGUGAGAUCUGAAUUCUGAUUUCUCAUGAUUUUCAAUUGGUCUAUUAACAGUUAGGCUAAAUCCUUUGUGCAUAUUUUAGAAUUGAAGCUAAUUAGUUACUGUUCAUUUUGAGAUGUAAUUAGAUAGUAGGUUUUGUAAAAGUAUUGUGGUUGUUAA